AUGGACAUCCGCAAUGCGGGUCUUGGCACGAGAGACGAUGCCUACGACAUAUCCGACCCGACCGACUGGUUGGGAACACCUCUGGCGAGCCUGAUGCCUCUCGAACAGGCGCUUCGAUGCCACGUCUGCAAGGAUUUCUACAAUUCCCCAAUGAUCACCUCCUGCUGCCACACCUUCUGCUCCCUCUGCAUACGAAGAGCGCUCGCCAGCGAUGGGAAGUGCCCGCUGUGCCGCGCCACAGACCAGGAAUCAAGGUUGAGGGGGAAUUGGGCAAUAAGAGAGGCCGUGGAGAACUUCGUCAAGGACAGAGAUACGAUACUUCGUAUGGCGCGGCAACCACUGCCUUCUGCGCAGACCUCUUCAGUUGAUGCAACACCACAGACUCCCAAGAGGAAAGCAGGUGGCGGUACACAAGACGGCGGCCACAAUUCGAAAAGAACCAGGAUGUCUACCAGGUCAAGCAGUGCGAGAUCAGCGGAAACUACCUCAGCCAUAAUACGACAAGAGACGGGAGGACAAGAGUUGGAGGAGGUCGAGGUUGACGAGGAAAUACCUAAUGAUGGCCUGGUUGCUUGUCCCAUCUGCUUAUGGAGAAUGAAGCCCGAGAAAGUUGAUCGACACCUCGACACCGACUGUCCUGGAGAGCCACGACCUCAACCCAGCCAGUCCAAGCCAAACAACCUGGGGUUCCCGAGUACCCGCCCUGCAGCCAACAUUCCGACUAAACCGCAAGAGAGAUUGUCAACCCUCAAUUACUCUAUGGUGAAGGAGACUGCCUUGAGAAAGAGGCUUAAAGAGGGUGGAAUCUCAAGCUGGGGGUCCAGACAUCUACUCGAGAAGAGGCACAGGGAAUGGGUUACGAUUUGGAAUGCAAACUGUGACUCGGCGCGACCAAAAUCCAAAUCAGAACUUCUGCAAGACCUUGAUACUUGGGAGCGUACGCAAGGCGGCAGUGCUCCUUCUAACUCUCACUCGGCCAACCUGGGUGCUCAGAUCAAAGACAAGGAAUUCGACGGUCAGGGAUGGGCCUCGAAACACAGCGACUCGUUCAGGGACCUGAUCGCAAAUGCCCGCAAGUCUCGCCAGAAGGCGGGUGGGACGACACAAGACUCAUCCCAUGAAGCCCGAGAUCAUACAUCUGAUGCCGGCAAUGUGGUGCCUGAGCAGCGGCCAGAUGACCUGAACAAUUCACAGCAACAUGCUGAAGGCUAUGUGAUGCGAAACUCUGACACAACGAUGGAACACAGUAUCACCGCCAGCCAAAUAGCAGCAGAUCAGUCGCCUAGAGGGUCGGCCGAUGAUAGGCUAGCAGGGCCUCUUCCAGAGGAUCGACCGUUGCCCUCCCAGACCAACGCAUCUAGCUGUUGA
Molecule: messenger RNA, 1368 nt
Organism: Diaporthe batatas
Lineage: Eukaryota; Fungi; Ascomycota; Sordariomycetes; Diaporthales; Diaporthaceae
Product: E3 ubiquitin-protein ligase RAD18
Exons: 2
Coding region: 1-1368 (455 amino acids)
Biological process (GO): protein monoubiquitination; DNA damage tolerance
Cellular component (GO): Rad6-Rad18 complex; nucleus
Molecular function (GO): ubiquitin protein ligase activity; single-stranded DNA binding
Source: RefSeq, a predicted model, not a curated record